Molecule: messenger RNA, 2390 nt
Organism: Conger conger (European conger)
Lineage: Eukaryota; Metazoa; Chordata; Actinopteri; Anguilliformes; Congridae
Product: CD209 antigen-like protein E
Exons: 7
Coding region: 96-1037 (313 amino acids)
Biological process (GO): biological process involved in interspecies interaction between organisms; immune response
Cellular component (GO): external side of plasma membrane
Molecular function (GO): carbohydrate binding
Source: RefSeq, a predicted model, not a curated record
GUUAGGAAUUCACUAGUGUUUUAUAGGAACCUCAUGUCUAUCUCCAUUUGUGUGUGGCAGCUACUCCUUAUGAGCCAUUCUGCCUAGAGUGUGAAAUGGAGUCCAACGACAAUGGCAAUACAGAAAUUACUUUCUCUCGACUGGACCAGGAAGAGUUGUUCUCCAAAGAAACUCUUCCCUGGUCCAGAGCACAGAUUGCUUGUAUGCGCAACAAAUGGUCCCAAGUCCUGCUGGUUGUACUUUGCUUUGCCCUGCUGUUUGGACUCAUUGCUCUGGGUGUCCUUUAUGUUGAGAAGAGUAAUAUGACCGAUUCCCUGGAGGCCAAAAACAGGAACCUCUCUACGACUUUGUUCCCACUGCAACAGGAGCUAGCAGAGAAUAGAGGGUGCCUCUGGACACGCUUCCUUGGAAGGUCCUACUACUUCUCUCCCCAGAGGAUGAACUGGGUGCAAAGUCGAGAUUACUGCCGUUCAAAAGGGGGUAAUCUGGUCAUUAUCAAGAGUGAAGAGAAACAGAGGUUUUUGCAGACCCACAUUGGUGAGACACACUGGAUUGGGCUGAGUGAUCUGGGAACUGAAGGAGAGUGGUACUGGGUAGAUGACACGCGUCUCAGCCAGCCGCACUCUCCUGCUACCGGACCUCCCUGCACGUCUACCGACUAUGAGUUCGCCUCUUCCAUCGGCACCGUGCUUUCUGUUUGUUUAUCGUUUGUUUGGCUGGAUCUACAUGUAUGGACUUUGCUUGUUUUGACUACGCUCCUGGGAUUCGUCCCGAAUAAAGCCCUGACGGGACUUUAUCCUACUAUUGUUUCUGAGUUGUGCAUUUUGGGUCCAACCCCCACGCACCUGCCUCAGAGUGUGUAUGAAUGGGUGGAGAGAAUCAUCAAUUGUACAGUGCUUUGGAUAAAGGAGAGGAAAACACUUGGAACACUGGUGAAUCUUUCCAGCAGUGGCCAGUGUGCCAAAAUUCCUCUAUGGGCGCAGCGACAACUCAUCCAAAUGAUCCGAGGAGAACAUUCAAAGCUGAGGCCUCUCUAGCCUCAGCUAAUGUCAGUGUUCAUGGCUCUACAAUAAAACAGAGAAAGGCAAAGAAGGGAUUCAUGGGUAGGUAUCAAGGUGUAAACCACUACUAAUCAAGAGAAACGUCAAUGCUCAUCUCAUAAUUGCAAAAAAGCACCUGGAUGAUCCUCAAGCCUUUUGGGGUCAUGUUUUAUGGGGAGAUUUCUGAAUGAUACAGGUCCAUUUUGUCUGGUGUAAAGCAUUUCACAGUAACAACAUCAUACCAAAAGUGGUGGUAUGGUGGUGAUGUGAUGGUGUGAGGAUGUUUUGCUGCCUUGGGACCUGGACAACCUGUCAUUAUUGAAUUCUGCCCUGUACCAGAAAAUUCUUUUGGAGAAUGUCUGGUCAUAUAUCCACGAGCUCAAGCUGAGGCGUAAUUGGGUUAUGGAGCAAGACAAUGAUCCAAAAGACAAAAGGAAGUCCACCACAAGAUGGGGUGAAAAUAAUCCAAAUUAAAUAAAUGUAAAAUAAAUAAAUAAUAGAAAUAAAUACAUUAAAACAUUUUUACACAUUUCUUUUAGUGGUUUGGUCAAUGUCCUGACUUGUGGCAAGACCUGAGAAGCCAAAAAAAUCUAAAAGCAACCUCAACAGAGAUGUGACUGUCUGAUAUCAAAUUAUAAGGUGGUACAAUCAGUUAAAAUAUUUGAGGGGAAAUUACUUUUUCACUGGGGUUGUAUGAGUGUUUGACAAUGUAUUUAAUUUAAUUUUAUGUUUUCCUUUAGACCUCCAUUUUGUCAAAAGAUAUAUUCAAAUCAGCAUGUCAAAUAUGCAAUAACAGAAGAAAUCUGGAAGGGGGCAAAUACUUUUUUAACAGCACUACAAGAUCACUACAAGAUCAUUUGACUUUAACAGUUCUUAAGUACAUUCAGUGACCAUUUUAUUAGGUAGAUAUGGACACCAGCUUCUUAAUGCAAAUAUCUUAUCAGCCAAUCAUGUGGCAACAACUAAAUGCAGACAUGGUCAGGAGGUUCUGUUGUUGUUCAUCAGAAUGCAGAAAAAAUGUGAUCUAAGUGACUUUGAACAUGGAAUGAUUGUUGGUACCAGAGGGGUGGUUUGAGUAUCUCAGAAACUGCUGAGGAUUUUCUCCUGGGAUUUUCACAUAUAGUAGUUUCUCUUUACUGAGAAAACAACCUUGGAGAGUGAUGUGGGUGCAAAACGCCUUGUUAAUGAGAGAGUUCAGAAGAGAAUGGCCAGACUGGUUCAAGCUGACAGAAAGGCAAAGUAACUCAAAUAACCACAUGGAUUUGAUUAGGUUAAUCAAAUGUCACUGAAUCAACCUCAAAAUCUCAGCUGUGAACAUGACUAUUUAGUUUAUUUUCAUGCUUUUCUCUC